GUGUGUGUGUGUGUGUGUGUGUGUGUGUGUGUGUGUGUGUGUGUGUAUGUGUGUUUUUGUGAGAAAGUGUCUAUGAGGUGACAGUCGCUGCUAGCUUUCACACAACAAGGAAGUAGAAGAUAUAUCGCUCAACUGAAGGCACAACCAUCACAAAAUCUUCGACUGUCCCGUCCGAGAUCCCUUUUACUCGCCCCUCUCCCUGUCUUGUCAUCUUCUCAGACUCCGAUUCUCCGUCCAGCUCCAGCGCAUUCCGUGUCAGACAUGUGUCCUCUUGCUGAUGAUCUCCCAGGAGUGUCCUCUGAGAUGUAGUUGAGCAGAAGCACCAUGUCUGCAUGUACCCCAUCAGCCUCUUCAUCCUGAGCCCACAUCCGCUGCCGUCCUGAGAUUGUCAAUAUCUGUGUACAAACAUGGCCGCUGUUCCUCCUGGGAUUCGCAUGCUGGUGUCCUUCGACAGGGACCAGUGGUACAGAGCGCUCACAUUCAUCCUCACCUUCCUGUCAUACACCAGCUUCCACCUCUCCAGGAAACCCAUUAGCAUCGUCAAGAGUGAGCUCCAUAAGAACUGCUCCUCUGUCAGUGAGAUCGCCACCUUAGCCUCCAGCAGCGGCAGCCCGCAGCCCCCCCCGCAGUCCCACCACACAGACAUGGACUGUAGCUGGAAGCCUUUCGACAAAAAGAACUACAGACAGCUGCUGGGAGCCAUGGACUACUCCUUCCUCUGUGCCUACGCUGUGGGAAUGUACCUCAGCGGCAUCAUCGGUGAGCGCCUGCCUAUCCGCCUGUACCUGACCGUGGGCAUGCUGAGUAGCGGCCUGUUCACCUGCCUGUUUGGACUGGGUUAUGUCUACAACAUCCACAGCAUGGGCUUCUAUGUGUGUGUGCAGGUGGCCAAUGGCUUAGUCCAGACCACCGGCUGGCCCAGUGUAGUGACCUGCAUCAGCAACUGGUUUGGAAAAGGAAGGCGGGGACUCGUCAUGGGGCUGUGGAACUCUCACACCUCAGUCGGAAACAUCCUGGGCUCUCUGAUUGCCGGCUACUGGGUCUCCUCCAACUGGGGCAUGUCCUUCAUCGUCCCGGGGAUCAUCAUCGCAGUCAUGGGCGUCGUCUGCUUCUUCUUCCUCAUUGAGCAUCCAAAUGACCUGAAAAGCAUGUAUGCUCAAAAUACGUCUCCAGGCAAGCGUGUUCCAACCAAGAGUUGGAACGGAAUAAAUGGACACACUGAAGUGUAUCAUCAAUACAAGGACAACCAAAACCAGGCGUACUGCUAUUAUGAGGAUAGUGUUCAAAACAGGAAGAGUUACGACACAGAGCUGUUGUUUGCCCGCGACAGUGUGUGUGUCCCCGCGCAGACCGUCGUGGUGGUGAAGAGGGAAUCCGAACCGUCCGCCAUCAGCUUCAUGGGAGCUCUACGUAUACCAGGAGUGAUCGAGUUCUCUCUGUGUCUGCUGUUUGCAAAGCUGGUCAGCUACACCUUCCUCUUCUGGCUGCCGCUCUACAUCACCAAGACCGCUCACCUCGAUGCAAAGAAGGCUGGAGAUCUCUCCACCCUGUUUGACGUGGGAGGAAUAGUGGGGGGGAUCCUGGCCGGCGUGCUCUCUGAUCCGCUGGGGAAGAGAGCCACCACCUGUGCAGUCCCGUGUUUUCUCUCUGUCCUGCAGCUGUAUGGCUUCUCCAUGAUCAGCGAGUUUGGGUUUGGGCCAACCAUCGGCAUGCUGCUGGUGUGUGGAGGGUUAGUCAAUGGACCAUACUCCCUCAUCACAACUGCAGUUUCUGCUGAUUUGGGCACCCACAAGAGUCUGAAAGGCAACGCCAGAGCGUUGUCCACUGUGACUGCCAUCAUCGAUGGCACAGGAUCUAUAGGUGCAGCACUGGGCCCCCUGCUGGCGGGGCUGCUGUCUGCAGGGGGGUGGGAUCGGGUCUUCUACAUGCUGAUGACUGCUGACUUCCUGGCUCUGUUGUGCUUGUUACGGCUUGUGACAAAGGAGCUGACAUCAUCUAAAUCCCCUCCCAUCUCGGCUGUAGAGUUGAAGGAGCUCUGAGCACUUUGAUUGCACUGCCUCCACGAUGAACGCACACACACACACACACACACACACACACACACACACACACACACACACACACACACACAGGUGUGUUGCUGUGCAGGGCUGAAGUGCAGCAGGGUUUCCUCUGCAGCACUCAUCCACACACACUGUAUGUGCAGACAGGAACACACACAUGCUUCCUGGUCAUUGUCUGGACCUAAGUUGACCUGAUGGCAGUUAAGUUGAGUGUGAACACACUACCUGUUCAUUCUACUUAGGAUUUGUAGAUAAAUAAAACUAGCCUUACUUUAAAGUCUAUCAGAACUAGAAGUGACUUGAAAUGUUUAUUUUGGGAGCAAUCUUUGAAACAGCAACUUCCAUGCAGGGGUCCGAAAAGAUCCUUCUGUACCAUCACUCUCCUUAUAAGCACACCAUACCUGAACUUACCAUAACAAUCUUUUACAUCUAUACUACCCAUACUAUUAUACCUAAAUGUGUAUGUUGUUCAAAAUCAGCUUAUAGAAGAAUGCUCUGUUUCAAAUUAAACUCCCCCCCCCCCCACUACAGCAGUUCCAUGUUUCUUCAAAGAACAGUAGUCCUACUUAGAAGAGUUGAUUGCAUGUUCUGUGGGUUAUUAAGAAUAGCACGAACACUGUCUCUGUAUCAACAGGUUGUAUUAAUAAUGUCCACAACUGUCUCCAUUGAAGGAGUAUGUGUGUCAUCACUUGCAGCGAUCUACGUUCACACUGUUGAGCUGGUGAUGAAAACAGAAAGAGAUGGACCCUUUCCCUCCUCUGACUUUAUGUGAGGAAAGAGCACAAACCAACACCACUACAUGUCCCAAACACCCCCCCCCCCACUGUGGAAGCUGCUGUUUCAAGGUCACCUUUGCCUUACUGAACCAAAGAGACUGUGGGUGUCAUGCUGUUAUUUAAAUAACACUACUUAUUUAAGUCCUUUAAUUUAUUCCUAUAUUUUGUGCGGUGGUCUCUGAGUUUGCUAUGAAAUGAAGGCACCAAAGUUGUAUUUUUAUGUAAACCUGCAGAUAAGGAUGUAUGUUUUUGGUGGGUAUGUGUUUGGGGAUCUAUAGGGAGAUAUUAUGAAUGUAAUGGUUUUUUCAAAUUUAGAUGACUGACUUGAUGUCAAAGUUCUUAUGGAUAUAUUUUGCUGAUACAUAAGGUUAAUGAGAAAUAUACUGGUAGUAUAUCUUCCCAUAUCUGAUCAUUCUUUCCAAGAUUGUAUUAAGCAUUUAACUAACUAUAUUCUGUUAAUGGAUUGGAUGUAAAAAUGGUAUCUAAGUAAAUGCACAAAACACAAACACAUUGUAAUGUUUGUACAUUUUUAUUGAAAACGUUGUGAUGGUAGCCUUGAGACAUCAUCAUGCCUUCCUCAGAACACAUGUUGUGUAUUUGUGCCAGUGGUAGGGACAGUACUUGAUACAUUGUGUGCCUUGUUUGUUGUUGGUCUUUUUGCUGGGCAGUUGAUUUUGUAAAGACAAAACAAAUCCAAAUGUUUGAUUAAGGAUGGACCUGCUUUGGGAAUGGUUCACUCCCAAGCAUUGAGUAAAAUAAAUAAACUUUUAAAAAAUGG
Messenger RNA from Trematomus bernacchii (emerald rockcod), 3617 nucleotides. RefSeq names its product solute carrier family 37 member 1 (gene slc37a1). Gene Ontology annotation, cellular component: endoplasmic reticulum membrane. Gene Ontology annotation, biological process: phosphate ion transmembrane transport; glucose-6-phosphate transport. Lineage: Eukaryota; Metazoa; Chordata; Actinopteri; Perciformes; Nototheniidae. The record is from RefSeq and is a predicted model, not a curated record. Gene Ontology annotation, molecular function: glucose 6-phosphate:phosphate antiporter activity.